AUGGAAGAGCGGACACUGAGGCGCUUCAGGGCAGAAGAAGAGAACCGGUUGGAUGAAGAGGGAAAGGCCGCCGAUCGUGCCACAAGGAGAGCGACCGCCGAUGCAGCCCGUCAGGCAAACGCAGAUCAGCUGGCCCAAGGAAAAAAACAUCGUAGAUUCACCCGCGAGAACAAACACGUGGGCGCUUUAGCUCGAAAAACCCAACGAAACAGUCAGAAUAUGGCCAAAGUGAAUCGCGAGCGUCAGAAUCACGCAAAAUUUGCAGAGAUGCGAGCCGAACUGGCCCGGGGCGGAAAGUGA
Molecule: messenger RNA, 300 nt
Organism: Puccinia triticina
Lineage: Eukaryota; Fungi; Basidiomycota; Pucciniomycetes; Pucciniales; Pucciniaceae
Exons: 1
Coding region: 1-300 (99 amino acids)
Source: RefSeq, a predicted model, not a curated record